GGGAACUGGAGGGCUCGGUGGAGAUGAACUUGAAAUUUUUGCAGGCGGAGAGUUUAGCUAGAGAGAUGGAAAGAGGGAACAAUGGGAUUCCGAGGAAUAGUUCCAUAGCCAAGUUCGUUAAUGAGGGUGAGGGUCUUGUGAAGGCGAUUCAGGGUUUUACUCUUGGAUCGGAGUUGAUACCAAAGCUAUCUCGAGUUGGGAGAUUGGUGUUGUAUGGUUUCAUUGCGUUGUGGGCAUUGAAGAAGUUAUUCACUUUUGGAAAUAAAGAAGAGCGAUACUCGGAAUUGGAGAAGGAAAUGAUGAGGAGAAAGAUCAAAGCAAGAAAGGAGAAAGAGAUGUUAGAACCGAGCAGUGUGGAAGUUGUUCAAGCAGCUCCGGAACUGCCACUGGGUUCCUUUAAAAAGCCUAGCCUUGAGAAGCAACAACUUAUGAAAGUUAUUGGGAGAGGAAAAUCUUCAAAUGGUAACCUGGCUCUACAAGUUUCUCCAAGUUCCAUGAUCACUGCUGAGUAUACAGAUUUUGAUGAUAAAGUUCAGGAAUCAGAA
Malus domestica (apple) is the source of this 545-nucleotide messenger RNA. NCBI's taxonomy places the organism in Eukaryota, Viridiplantae, Streptophyta, Magnoliopsida, Rosales, Rosaceae. The record is from RefSeq and is a predicted model, not a curated record.